Messenger RNA from Scophthalmus maximus (turbot), 3187 nucleotides. It is a transcript of the gene ube2wb, whose product is annotated as ubiquitin conjugating enzyme E2 Wb. NCBI's taxonomy places the organism in Eukaryota, Metazoa, Chordata, Actinopteri, Pleuronectiformes, Scophthalmidae. Bases 454 to 903 code for a protein of 149 amino acids. The transcript is spliced from 6 exons. The record is from RefSeq and is a predicted model, not a curated record.
CAAACGCGUGUGUGUCCGAAGCCGCGCGGUGACAUCAAAGCGAAAAGCGCCGCCAUUUGUCCGGAAGUGUUCAGCGUUAGCGCCGGGGUCCCUGCUAGCAACACAACUAGCCCAUCACCAGAAGCAGCAGCAGCAGCAGCAGAAGCAGCAGCAGCAGCGAAUCAGGGCUAACACGGAGGACAGCUUCCCUUUUUCUUCUUUUUUUAAUUUUUUUUUUUAACAAACGUGUCUUUUCGCGGCAACAACGCGGCCGACACGUCACAGACUGUGGCGUUAUAACUUGCAUAAGUGAAUUCUAUUGUUAACCGUGUUGUGGCCGCCGCUUAGCUUGAACGGUGACGUUAGCUACCUAGCUAACGACGCGGUGCGCAGAUUGAGCAGCUGCGGUUUCCCCUCGAGCCGAACAGGUGCGUCGGUGUUCAGUGUCGGAACAGCCACCAAGCUCCACGAGCGAUGACCGCGAAAAGGCUACAAAAGGAGUUAUUAGCCCUGCAAAAUGAUCCACCCCCUGGAAUGACGCUCAACGAAAAAAGUGUACAGAACACCAUCACGCAGUGGAUCGUAGAUAUGGAGGGAGCAACUGGCACACUGUACGAAGGAGAGAAAUUUCAGUUGCUUUUCAAAUUUAGUAGUCGAUAUCCUUUUGAUUCACCUCAGGUUAUGUUCACAGGAGAAAAUAUACCUGUCCACCCCCAUGUGUAUAGCAACGGUCACAUCUGUUUAUCUAUUCUAACAGAGGAUUGGUCGCCGGCCCUCUCGGUGCAAUCAGUUUGUCUUAGCAUUAUUAGCAUGUUGUCCAGCUGCAAAGAAAAGAGACGACCGCCUGAUAAUUCCUUUUAUGUAAGAACGUGUAACAAAAAUCCAAAGAAGACAAAAUGGUGGUAUCAUGAUGAUACAUGCUAAUGUACAAACUUUGUAAUAAUAUUAGAAGAAAGAAGUCCUACUGACCUACGUAAAAAGCACUUUUUAAUCAUUCAGUCUCUGAACUCUGACCUUUGACUGGAACAGGGGGCACCACGCGCUGGAGGCUCACGACUGCAUUUCCCCCAUCGGGCAGUUGGAUGCAUGCUUUAGUCGGUUGUUAUAUAGAGAAUAAAAAUAAAUGACAGUUUAGAUGCACCCAAGGAGGAUUGUUUUUUGGGCGAAACGGUGGUAAUGCAGCCUGCGAGCAGGCAAGGUGGAUUUGUAGUGAGAUAAUUAUGAUUCCUGUUUUAAGAUUAUUAUCGUUACUUUUUAGUUUUUUUGUGUGGGUGCAUUUUUAAGGUCCUCGUGUUGUGCAAUAAUAACUGAUGGAUGCAUGCUUGGGCCUGCAAAGAGAAAUCCAAAUCGAAUCGUUUUCUGGAAGGGAUGGGAACAUCAUAACCCCAAGGAAAUGCUUCAUCCGUUUUUGAUUUGUUUUGUUUUAAAAAUAUAUAUAUUAUUAUAUGCACUGUGAAAGUAUCGACGUUGAAAAGGCACUAUUAGUUCAUUAUUCCCAUCAUGCAGUUGUACUGUAAGCAGUCCUCCAUAUAUUUAUCAGGUUGAACGGUUUUAGUUUGUAACCACUGUAUCAAGAGUACACAAGGUUUUUUCUUCUUCAUCUUCCAACUUUGAGACCUGGUUGCACUUCUUCCUGCUGUUGGACAGAAUGUCAGUACGGGAACGUAUACGACGAUAUGAAUCGAUCAGUCAGUCAGUGAGUUUGCAUCUCCUCAUAAAACUGGGCUGAACUUGCGUUGCGUUCACUCGUCCAGCCUCGAAGAUGUGCAGCGGGCCUCUCUUCCAUUUGAAAGAAUGUCUGGAAGAGAUCAUUGUCGUAAUAUCUGUUUUUUAUUUUUAAUUUUUUUAACUCAUGCUUUAAUCUUCUAAAAUGUUUGAUUUUUAACUGUCUUCAGUUCUUUAUUUUGUACUGUUUUUUCAACUAGCCGAUACCUUGAAAAGGGCGGGGGGCGGGUGUGUGUUUUGACUGGUCAGUACUUUUUGGUUUAAUUUUUGUAUUUGAAAUUUAAUUUAAGAAAAUCUUUGUUUCAUCUCCAGAACGGUAAUGAAUGAUGAAAAAGGAAGAGUCUGUCUAGGAGUCGUGAUCAUAAUGAGGCUUUUGUGAUUCCCCCUGGUCAGAGUUUUGGCUCAGGUACUUUUUUCAAUAAAGAGAUCACCUCUAAAAAAGAUUCCCAUCAGAUAUUUUGAAUUUAAACUAUAUUUUCACCAAAAGAGACUGUUAUGUUGUAAACUUCUAACAUUUAAACAACAUUGUAUAUACGUCUUUCAAUUGUUGGAUGAUGUGAAAGAAAUUAGCAGAGGAUGCAUUUGCUUCAUAGCAGAAUGAUUAUAGGAGUGCUCUAUUUUAUUGGACGCUAGUCUGCAUCUUUUGCUAAUUAGGAUGUGUACAGUCAGCAACAAAUACUACUGUUGGUUAAGAAAAAAGUUUAGUAGUUUUACAGUGGGGGUGCAUGCAAUUUUUAAACCCUACUUUUUUUUAUUGGCACCAGACAUUGUGACAACUUUUAGUCUUUCCAUAACUUGGGUAAUGGUUUACGGGAUUGGAUAUAACUAACCUCCAGAGGCGUUUGGUCAUUUAAGGCUGUAAUCACUCCAUUCCUAAAGAUAUGUUUUUGUCGCGAUUCAGUCAGAGAUACUUGAAUUUUCCAUCAUGGGUUGUUUGGGUUGUGUUCGCUUUUUCCCCCCCAAGGUCUAGCUGAGUUGCUUGAAUGAAUGUGAUUGAUCUCUAUACUGUAGAGGAGAUUACCACAGCACACCGCUAUCUCAAAACUAUAUUGAGAACUUAGAAGUCAUCUAUUUAACCAAUGAUUUUUGAAAGAAAAAAAAGAAGAUAUUAUUAACCCUAAUUGUAAUGGUCCUUGACUGCUGUCAUCGCGCUUUGAGGACGAACGUGAUUGUGUCGUUGCCGUCACAACAGCGAUGGUGCGGGGACAGAAAGCCUCCACACAGUCAGCAGUGGAACAGCAGAGUGCUGAAGAACUUGCGAGUGAAUAUGUUACAAGGGUGAAUCAUGUGACAUGAUUUUUCUUUUCUUUUCCUUUUUAAUGUGGUUUGAACUCUUAGCUUGCAGGUUGUCGUGAGUGAUCAAUACUAAUGAGGGUGUGUUAUUUAUAUUUGAAAAUUUGUUCUGGGAUGUGCAAGCUCCAUGUAAUAGGUGCCUGUUCGUUUUCAUAAUCAAUAAUAAAAGCAAAGAUUCACUUUUAUUCAA